GCCAACCACAAGCUCGCAAUUACUUAGCACUUCAAGGUCGACCCGACUCCGUCGCUUCUCUUUUAACGACUCAACCACGUCAAUUCGCUUCAUAAUGUCGGCAAAGUACGCUUUCACACAGUCCCUCCGAGAGGUACGAUUCCUCUUUUGCCAGACUUCGGAGCAGAGCGCGGCUCUUCGAUCAUUCAUCACCCGAUCGUACCCUACCAUGAAGCGCAACAACCCCAACAUUCCCAUCCUGAUCCGAGAGGCCGCUGGCACCCAGCCCAAGGUCUUUGCCCGAUACGACCGAGGUGUUGAGAAGUCACAGGUUCUCGAGGGUCUUUCUGACAAGGAGAUUGAGGAGACCGUCACUGGUUUGGUUAAGUCUGCUCAAUAGAAGGAUGAUUAUUGCUUGAUUGAUAUUUGCGAAAAGAACGACAAGUCAAAGGGAGAGACCUCGAGCUCGGGCAUCACGACGAUGAAAUGUACAUAAGGGUCAAAUCAGCAUGCGACAAGAGAGCAUUGUACCACUACGAAGCCCAUCAUCUUGAAUAUCGACCUCCUCGUGGCUGAUUCAUGGCCUUGUCGUUACCGGGGUCAUAUUACUUCCCAGUAACACAUUCAGAUACAUAUAAGCUUCGGGGAUUGGAAUAUUGAUAUAGUAGCACCUCGCCAUUAUCAAGAAAUAUGACAAAUCAUCUGUUUGUACUCAAGGUACUAUAUUACA
This is a messenger RNA of Fusarium redolens, 709 nucleotides long. RefSeq names its product thioredoxin-like protein. The transcript has 3 exons. The record is from RefSeq and is a predicted model, not a curated record. Bases 95 to 379 code for a protein of 94 amino acids. NCBI's taxonomy places the organism in Eukaryota, Fungi, Ascomycota, Sordariomycetes, Hypocreales, Nectriaceae.